Diversispora eburnea is the source of this 2421-nucleotide messenger RNA. NCBI's taxonomy places the organism in Eukaryota, Fungi, Glomeromycota, Glomeromycetes, Diversisporales, Diversisporaceae. The record is from the annotation of a GenBank genome assembly.
AUGAAAGGCAACAAUUUUUAUAAAGAAAUAAAUAAUAAUAAACGUCACCAUAACAACCACACGAACAACACGAAUAACACGAAUAACAGAGAACUCUUAAAUCAAAAAUGCUUUUCUUCUCAACUUUUUUCUUUCAGUUCUAAAGAUAUCAAACGAUUAUUAAUAACGAUAUGUUUAUUAGUUUUAUUUACCACUCUUUGGAAUAUAUUUAAUAUUCAUGUAAAUUCUCAUGACCGUCAUAAAAAUCAAUAUUCUUAUGGAAUAUCUUCUCAGUCAUAUCAAGAAGGUUUAGCAAAAUGUGCAGCUAUAAAACGAGAAACUUUUUUAAGUGAUAUAAUUUUAAGAAAUGGUAUUAUUGAAGAGAUUGGACUUGAUUCAUGGCCUCAUUUAAUGGGUACAUAUGACAUAAACGAAAGAACUGAUCCAAUUACACCUUACGUUCGCGCUAAAGAUGCAUUUAGUCCAAGUGAUCCUGCUCUUCGAAUAAUUUCUUCUGGUGGUGUAACAACUUCAUUGAUUAUUCCGGGAAGUACAAACGUAAUGGGUGGAGAAGGUCAUGUAAUUAAAUUACGACAAGUUGAUACACUUUCAGUAGAUGACAUGAAUAUUUAUUAUAAUGUAAAUCAAGAUGAAGAAAAAGUUUGGAGAUAUUUAAAAAUGGCUUGUGGCGAAAAUCCAAAGAAUUAUUUUGGUCGAAAACAAGCAAUGAUGCCAUUAACUCGUUUAGGAGAAUCUUGGUUAUUACGAAAACGUUUUGCAGAAGCUCAAACAUUAAAAAUACAACAAGAUGAUUGGUGUGAUGCAGCAAUUAGAUUAAAUAAGAAUGAACAAUUAAAUGUUCAUUUUCCUGAAAAUGUUCAAUAUGAAAGUUUAUUGUCUUUAUUGAGAGGUGAUGCAAUAUUAAAUAUUCAUUGCUAUGAGACACAAGAUAUAGAAGCAAUGAUAAGACAUUCAUGGGAAUUCGAUUUUAAUAUUGCAUCCUUACAUCACGCAUUAGAUGCUUAUCGUAUUCCCGAAAUUAUUAAACGUGCGAAUAGUAAUAUUACUAUCGCGACAUUUUCGGAUUUAUGGGGUUAUAAAAAAGAAGCAUUUCAAGCCAGUACUAAAUCACCUAAAAUCUUGACAGCGAAAGCCCAUCAUUAUGGUCUUGAUGAAAAUCUCUCUAUUGCUGCAGUAACAUCUGUACCAGCAAAAGCUCUUGGUUUAGAUCAUAGAAUUGGACAAAUAUCUGUUGGAUAUGAUGCUGAUAUUGUGAUUUGGGAUUCAUAUCCACUUUCUCUUGGUGCAACACCUUUGGAAGUUUAUAUUGAUGUUUACAUUGACGAAAAUAAUGUUAUCGAUGCUUCUCAUUCCUUUAAUAUGGAAGAAAAGAUUAAUAUUUUAGUUAAGGAUGGAAUUAUAGAAUCAGUUGGAUCAAAUCUUGGAUUAUCAGAAAUAAAUGCGGAAGAAGAUACUCAAGAUGGAACUAUUAAUAGUCCUCAUCGUUAUAAAGAUAUUAUUUACGCUGUGGAUGGAUUAAAAUUAGGUGGAAAACAUUUAGAAGUCGCAUAUAAAGCCGGAGUACUUACUACAAUAACCGCUCCGAUUUCAAAAGACGGAGUGAUAAGUGGAAUUUCUGUUGCUUUUAAAACAGGUGCUCAAACUGUUUUCGAUUUUGAUCCCGAAAAUGAUAAUGAAGCUGUUAUUUUAGAUGAUGUAGUUGCACUUCACGCUAAAAUAGGAAUUCCCUUCAAAAAUGAAAAAAUUCCAACCGUCUCUGGUCAAAUCGCUUUUCUUCGAAAAUUCUUGACAAAAAAUCUACACCAUCGUGUAUGUGGAAAUAAUCUAUUCUGUAAAACUGCUCAUGGUGAAAUUCCUUUAAUUGUGGAGACUCACAACAAAGAUGAAAUAGCUUCCUUGAUAAAAUUAAAUGAUUUAAUUAAAGAACUUGGUGGUCAUUUACGAUUAGUCAUUUUAGGUGGUUCCGAAGCUCAUUUAUUAGCUACCGAAUUAUCUCGUCGUAAAAUUCCUGUUGUAUUAUUACCACCUCGUCCCACUCCUCAUUUAUGGUCCGCUCAAAAUGUACUUGUCGGUUCUCCCAUUACAAAUGAUACCGGAAUUGAUAUACUUUAUGCUAAUAAAGUAUUAAUAGGAAUUGGUGUGGAUGAUCCGGGACUGGCUAAAAAUUUGGUUUGGGAUGCUGGUUGGGCUUUAAAAAAUUCAAAAGGUUUAAUUUCUGAAAAGGAUGCUGUGGGAUUUAUUACUUGGAAUUUAAUGAAAAUUUUUGGAAAUCGUGCAAAUUUUGUUGCUUAUGAUGGUAAUCCAUUUGAGAUGGGAACUCGUGUUCGAGUAAUAGCGGGUGGCGGUGAUAUUCCUGACCUUCACAAGAAAGAUAUUCAAUUAGAAUCUAACAACUUAAACAACUUAACAAGAUAUAUUUGA